Nicotiana tabacum (common tobacco) is the source of this 2581-nucleotide messenger RNA. Its product is annotated as LEAF RUST 10 DISEASE-RESISTANCE LOCUS RECEPTOR-LIKE PROTEIN KINASE-like 1.2. Gene Ontology annotation, molecular function: polysaccharide binding; protein kinase activity; ATP binding. Gene Ontology annotation, biological process: protein phosphorylation. Lineage: Eukaryota; Viridiplantae; Streptophyta; Magnoliopsida; Solanales; Solanaceae. The record is from RefSeq and is a predicted model, not a curated record.
CCAUUCUUUAUGUUUCCCAAUACAUAAAUAUAACAAAAAUCUUCAAAAAAGAAAUUCCACUAAAGGCAAUACCAAAAAUCUUCAAAAAGAAAUUCCACUACAGUCAGUACCUAUAUUAAGAAAUCAAAUACUCAAUAACAAAUGAGCCAAAUAGUUCGGUGCCUACCCGUGUCUAUAAAGCUUCACAACAAAUAUUUCAGCUCCCAAAUUCAACGUUUCAUACUUCAUACUAACAAGAAUAUAUAAUUGCAAGUCCCAAUUUUAAAAGCAUAUUACACUUGAAGCUGCAAUAAUUAAAGAUACUACAUGUAUUAGUAUACCAAUCAGCAUUACAUCAAUUGACCAUGUUUCAGAAUCAAUCUCACUCCUUCUUCUUCUUCUUCUUCUUCUUCUUCUUGUCUCUUCUUUUUCUUUCUCUGUUUUUCUCCUCAGUUAAAUCCAGUGCAAAUGAUGACGCUCCGUCUUAUGCAUAUUGUCCUAAACAUAACUGCAGUGGAGUUGAAGUUUCAUAUCCUUUCUGGAGGCUUGACAAUUACAACGCAACCGCUCCUCAGUACUGUGGUUACCCUGGAUUUGGCAUCAGCUGCUCUAUUUCUCAUUCUCAACCAUAUCCUAUUCUUCACCUUCCGGGUGAUGCUUUCUACGUUAAAAAUAUAGAUUAUGAAACCAAUUCCCUCACUCUAGUGGACAUUGAUGUUUUCGACGUGCCAUGUCCCAGAGCACGUCACAAUCUUACUUUAGAACACUUGCCUUUGGAUUAUUCGGAUUCCGAUCUGAAACUUACAUUUUAUUUCAAUUGUACAAAAUCUCUACCUCAAGCUUAUCCCGCGGAGUGCUUAAUAAAAUCAGGUGGAAAAGCAUCUUAUUUCUAUGUUGGGGAAAUCAGUGAGCCGGAAGAUUUGAACUGGAUUGGGAUUUGUGAGGAGAAAGUGGUGGCGACGGUGACGGAGAGGGGAAGCUUCCAGAACAAUGAUUGGAUCGGAGGAUUUGGUGGGGCCAUGGGCGAGGGUUUCGUGCUGGACUGGCGGAGCGCGUCGGAGUGCGGCAAGUGUGAGGACUCACACGGGCGGUGUGGUUUCAACAAUUCAACCCAGAAUCUCUUGUGCUUUUGCAAAGAUGGUACCGUUAAGUUUGAUCAUUGCAAAGGCAAUAAAAGAGAUAUCAGAGUGAAGGCUGCCGUAGGUGUAAGUGCAGCUGCAUUAACUGCCUUUGUGGCAUGUGUAUUUUUCUUUCUCUAUCGUCGUCGACAGAAGAAAAGUGACGCCGGUUCGUCUUUGAUCUCCAGUAGCAUCCUUUCUUAUCCCUCCUCAAUAGCGGAUCCUGAAAAGGCUUCACACUAUUUCGGAAUUCCCGUAUUUGACUACAAUGAACUGCAAGAAGCCACAAGCAAUUUUGAUUCCAACAAAGAACUUGGAGAAGGUGGCUUUGGCACAGUAUACAAAGGUAAACUUCGAGAUGGACGUGUUGUUGCCGUAAAACGUUUAUAUGAGAACAACUACAAGAGGGUUGAGCAAUUCCGUAAUGAAGUCAAACUCCUCACACGCUUGCACCAUCGAAAUCUAGUUACCCUUUAUGGAUGCACAUCUCGCCAUAGCCGCGAGCUUCUUCUUGUGUAUGAAUAUAUUCCCAAUGGCACAGUUGCUGAUCAUCUUCAUGGAGAACACACUAAGCCUGGAUCGCUUUCAUGGAAUACACGAAUGAGCAUUGCCGUAGAAACGGCAAGUGCACUAACCUAUCUCCACAAUUCAGAUGUCAUUCACAGAGAUGUAAAAACUAACAAUAUCCUCCUAGACAAUAAUUUCUGCGUCAAAGUAGCAGAUUUUGGCUUGUCUCGGCUUUUCCCAACUGAUGCUACUCACGUCUCAACAGCUCCACAGGGUACCCCUGGAUAUGUUGAUCCCCAGUAUCACGAAUGCUAUCAACUCACCAGCAAAAGUGAUGUGUAUAGUUUCGGGGUGGUACUAAUCGAGCUUAUAUCCUCCCUACCAGCUGUUGAUAUCUCUAGGCAUCGAUAUGAAAUAAAUCUGUCAAAUAUGGCAAUUAACAAGAUUCAGAGCAAUGCAUUACAUGAGUUGGCUGAUCCAAGUCUUGGUUUUGAUUCCAAUGAGAAGGUAAAGUGGAUGAUCACCGCCGUGGCAGAGUUGGCUUUCCAGUGUUUACAGAAUGACAGGGAUUUGAGACCAUCCAUGCAAGAGGUUUUGAAGUCUCUACUGGGAAUUCAGAGUAUGGACAAAGCUGCAGGAGAAACAAAGAAAGCAAGUCCUGGUGAUGAUUCUGGGCUGUUGAAGAAUAACGCUUUAUCUCUCUCACCCGAUUCAGUUAUUGCAAAAUGGACUAGCAGUAGCAGGUCAACAACAUCUACUUCUAGUACUGGCUAAGUUUAUGCCCUCACCUUGUCUAGUUUGUGGUUUUCUUGACGGUGAUACCUGAGCACUUGCUCUUUUGACUGCCAAAUUUUUGAAAUUUGACGUCUUUUUAAAAUUAAUUUGGACCUUCUUUAUCUUAAAGCGGAUGUACAUAUCUGGUAUGCAGCACUUUAAAUUUAACAAUCCUAAUUCAAUUCAUUUCUUAAAUUCUUUAA